UUCGUAAAACCCUCAUAGAUCUGAUCGGUCUCACUGCAUCUCUAUUUAUUAUUUUCGCACUCUCUCAGACUUUCUCUCUCUCUCGCUUAAAAUCUAGGGUUCUCUCUCUAUCUGAAAUCUAGGGUUUCGUAUUGCUAUCCAACUACCACGAUCGCUGCCGGAGAUCAGGACCGAAGCAGAUCUAGAUCCAGGUGGGCUUUCUGUCUUGGAUGUGCAGAUCUUUUGGGGAAUCUUCAUUGAUCUGAUUCAGAGAAAAAUCAUCAAGCGCUGGAUUUGAUAUGAGAUUUAAUAGUGUAUUCAUGGUGCUGUUUUAGUUCCACACAUGGUAUCUCCUUCUAUGAUCCUCUGAAUGCUGUGGUGUAACUAGGAAGUAGCGCCGUGGAAUUUUGGCACCUCAAUCAUGAGGGGAAGAGCAGAUGGAGUCCAAAAGAAGCGACUGGUCACCUCCUUGUGUGUUGUGGGGUUUUUUCUUGUUUUCUUAUUUGUAUAUUAUGGGCCUGGCUCCCAACAUGGUGCAUCGGCUAUGGAAUAUAGUAAAACUUUUAGAAAACUGAGGUCAUCCUAUUUGAAUAGCAACGAUGACGCUGAGCUUGGGGGCAAGCAAGAAGAAUCGUCCUCCAAGUUUGGGAUUGAAGAUGGAGAUGAAGAUUCGAUGCCGAAGAGCUUUCCAGUUUGUGAUGGUCGGCAUUCAGAGUUAAUUCCAUGCCUGGACAGAAAUCUAAUAUAUCAAAUGAGGCUGAAGCUGGAUUUAUCUUUGAUGGAGCACUAUGAGAGACAUUGCCCUCCACACGAAAGGCGCUACAAUUGCUUGAUUCCCCCACCACCUGGCUACAAGGUUCCAAUUAAGUGGCCAAGGAGCAGAGAUGAGGUAUGGAAGGCAAACAUACCUCACACUCAUCUUGCACACGAGAAGUCUGAUCAGAAUUGGAUGGUUGUGAAAGGUGAAAAGAUUAUCUUUCCUGGAGGAGGCACCCAUUUUCACUAUGGAGCUGAUAAAUAUAUUGCCUUGCUUGCAAAUAUGCUCAACUUCACAAACAAUAAUUUAAACAAUGGGGGAAGGAUUCGGACAGUUCUUGAUGUAGGCUGUGGAGUUGCAAGUUUUGGAGCUUAUCUCCUUUCAUCUGACAUCAUAGCAAUGUCUUUAGCACCCAAUGAUGUGCAUCAAAACCAGAUCCAGUUUGCUCUAGAAAGAGGGAUUCCUGCAUAUCUUGGUGUGCUGGGUACAAAGAGGCUCCCUUACCCUAGCAGGUCAUUUGAAUUGGCUCACUGUUCUCGUUGUAGAAUUGAUUGGCUUCAAAGGGAUGGGAUCCUUCUGCUCGAAUUAGAUAGAGUGCUUAGACCAGGAGGCUAUUUUGCCUACUCAUCUCCCGAAGCAUAUGCUCAGGAUGAAGAAGAUCUACGUAUAUGGCGAGAGAUGAGCGCCCUUGUGGAACGCAUGUGUUGGAAAAUUGCUGCAAAAAAAAACCAAACUGUCAUUUGGGUCAAACCUCUGACAAAUGACUGUUACAUGGAAAGAGAGCCUGGUACUCAACCUCCUCUAUGCAGAUCUGAUGAUGAUCCAGACGCUGUGUGGGGUGUGCCUAUGGAAGCAUGCAUCACACCUUAUUCUCAACAAAACCAGAGAGACAAGGGAAGUGGAUUGGUUCCUUGGCCAGCUCGAUUAACUGCUGCUCCUCCUCGUAUUGCUGAUUUUGAUUAUUCUAGUGACGCUUUUGAAAAAGACACGGACGUUUGGCAACGAAGGGUUGAGAAUUAUUGGAAUCUGUUGAGUUCAAAGAUUAAGCCGGACACUGUAAGGAAUGUGAUGGACAUGAAGGCAAACAUGGGAUCAUUUGCAGCUGCUCUCAGAAACAAAGAUGUUUGGGUGAUGAACGCGGUACCUGAAGAUGGACCAAAUACACUCAAGAUCAUUUAUGACAGGGGCCUGAUAGGCACUGUGCAUGACUGGUGUGAAGCCUUCUCGACUUACCCCAGGACCUACGAUCUGCUCCACGCCUGGACUGUCUUCUCAGACAUCGAGAAGAAGGGAUGCAGUGCUGAAGAUCUGCUACUCGAGAUGGACCGCAUAGUUAGGCCAACUGGCUUUAUCAUUGUCCGCGACAAGCGACCAGUCAUCGAGUACAUUAAGAAGUAUUUGACAGCAUUACACUGGGAAUCAGUGACAUUGGUUGAUGCUGAAGAUUCGGAAGCGGACGAAGAAGAGAAGGUGUUUGUGAUCCAGAAGAAGAUGUGGGCGUCCAAUGGAAGCCUCAAGGACUCUAUAUAAAAGAAUGGCAGAGUUCAUUCCUCUUCUGCUCUCUUCUUGUUUCCUUGGCAGCAAGGGCCUAAGAAGUCUGGCCUUGGUGCUGUAAUCAUUUUCCCCCCUUUUUCUUACAAGCCAUGUUGAAUUGUUUUCUUUUUCCCCACAGUAGUUAGUGAUAAAGCAGAUGACUGUUAUUAUGUCUCUAUAUUAUUCUUCAUUAAAUUUUGGCUAUUUUCAGAUAAUUCUUUUCUUUUUCGUUUCUUGCUUCUUCCUCCUCUUUUUUUUCCCUCCAUGGAUGCUGCUCUGGGGGAUGGAUAAUGAUAUUGAUAUUAGAUGGAGGAAUGAAAUAGAUGAUGUAGCUGGGACCAGCUGGAUAAAUAAGUGGGGGUGUUUCCUUUCAAAA
Magnolia sinica is the source of this 2645-nucleotide messenger RNA. Its product is annotated as probable methyltransferase PMT3. NCBI's taxonomy places the organism in Eukaryota, Viridiplantae, Streptophyta, Magnoliopsida, Magnoliales, Magnoliaceae. The record is from RefSeq and is a predicted model, not a curated record. The transcript is spliced from 8 exons. Gene Ontology annotation, cellular component: cytoplasm; trans-Golgi network; endosome. The coding region runs from base 401 to 2266 and encodes 621 amino acids. Gene Ontology annotation, molecular function: methyltransferase activity.